Messenger RNA from Punctularia strigosozonata HHB-11173 SS5, 2241 nucleotides. RefSeq lists its product as uncharacterized. The record is from RefSeq and is a predicted model, not a curated record. Gene Ontology annotation, biological process: protein phosphorylation. Gene Ontology annotation, molecular function: ATP binding; protein kinase activity. The coding region runs from base 1 to 2241 and encodes 746 amino acids. The transcript has 3 exons. NCBI's taxonomy places the organism in Eukaryota, Fungi, Basidiomycota, Agaricomycetes, Corticiales, Punctulariaceae.
AUGGCUUCUCGCCACUCCACCCCACCUAGGGUUACGCCCGGACCGACCUGCACCGUUUCGUCUACCCCCAUCAGAGCUAGCAACUCCUUACGAACACAAUCCAGCACGAAAUCUGUCACCAAGGAUUGGACGAGCCGCGCUAUUCAUACGGAGCUGAAAGGUGCCAUGAUCGAGGACGUGCCCGGACUUGUCGAGAGUGUAUUUCCGUCGGAGUCUGUGCCGUUAAAUCUUCGCGAAGCGAUGGCUGCUGUGAGGAAAGACGGCUUGUACAAUCGCAGAAGAUGGACUGACUGGUCGUCCUUGCCGAAGUCCCGGAAAGGAGACCGGGAUUCUGCGGUAUGCGAUCUCCUGAACCAAAUAGUCGACGUCGCCGCCAGGAAGUGCAGGCGGACCGCCAGCUCGUCUAUACCUCGCCGGAAGUGGACCGGCUAUUCCGCCACGGAACCCUGUCAGAGUAUACCCGACGGUGUUUUGCUUCCGCAUGAUGUUCCCCCCAGUACCGUCCAGCGACGUCAUGCCUGCGCCUUUCUCGAGAUGAAAUUUCGAAAAGAAAGCAAGGGUGGCAGCAAGUCCUCGGUGAAGCUCAAGGAAAACGCUCGAUUGACUUUCGGCGCUCAGUAUGACAGGCGUUUCAUUCUUGGGCUUACCUUGGUUGGAAUUUCCAUGCGUCUUUGGCGAUUCGAUCGGUCGGGUGUUCUUCAAUCUCGACAGUUCAAUAUCCACACGGAUCCAGAACGACUCCUUCGCGUUCUUUGCGGGUUCGCCUUCGCGGAUCCGGUCACUCUCGGCUACGACCCCACCUUCACUGAGCCUGACUCGACCGGCUUCCGUUCGGUCCACGUUUGUGGGAAGAAGUACAAAAUACGAGACGUGCUACACAUCGACGAUACGCUGAGAGGCAGAGGCACUAUCAUUCUCAAAGUUCGCUCGGAUGAUGAUCAAACAGCGAUCAUCAAGGACUCGUGGAUCGACGUCAGCCGUUCUGAAAAAGAAUGUGACAUCCUCAAAACCGAGAAGGCCAAGAAGACAGAGGGGAUUGUGCACAUGGAUGACUACGAGAGGGUUCAAGUCGAUGGCGUUAUAGACUCUACAGCCAUCAUACGCUGCAAAGUCGAUGCUGCCCCAAAGAAAGUGCAAAAGAAGAAGAAGAAAGGACGGAAGCCAGAGAUACGGGAGCAUUAUCGACUCAUCCUGCGCGAGCACGGGGUAUCGUUGACACACUUUGCGACACGCCGAGAACUGCUCAGCGUCCUAAUAGACGCUAUAGAAGCACACAGGCGGAUGCGCAAAGACUGCCAUGUCUUGCAUCGCGACAUCAGUUUCCACAACAUCUUGAUCUCCGAAUUUGAAAACCUCGCCCCGGGACUACGCCGGGGCAGACUCAUCGAUUUCGAUUACUCCAAAACUCUGACAGAGUCCACUGGCAAUGAAGGAGAAGACAAGAAUCACCGAUCGGGAACGUUGCCCUUCAUGGCCGUGCAACUCCUCAUCUACAAUAGCGCAAUAGAACAUAAGGUGCAUCAUGACUUACAAUCCUUCUUCUACGUCCUCUGCUGGGCUUGUAUCGUGCUGGAAGGACCGGGACAAAACCGACGGCGAUUUGAUCCCAUGAAGACCAAGCUCAAAGUGUGGAUGGUGGGCGAUGAUGAAGAGACUAUAGGACUGAACAAAUCUGGCCAAAUGCGGAGCGAUAUCGCUUUCGAGAAAUUGCUCGAGGACUUCCAUCCGUACUUCGAGGAGCUGAAGCCCACUGUCAGGGAGCUUCGGCGGGUCUUCAGAGUGGACGAGUGGGAGAAACCCGAUUACGAUCCCCCCGAUUACGACGAUAUCCUGACGAUACUCAAGGCUCGGCGCGACGCAUUACCGCUUGUUGAAGUACCCGUACCAAAGGCAAGGAGUAAUCGGCGUAGAAGAGCGCCCGAAGGCCUAGCUGCCGGAGUUAUUCCGAGGGGGCAGAAGCGCAGCCGCCAGGAAGCCGAAGAGGAGAGCGGCGAACAGAACGCCGAGGACAAGGACGAUGAGGGAGAGGACGAGGACGAGGACGAGGACGAGCAGAGUGAUGAGGAGCAAAGUGAUGGGGAGCAAAUCGAUGACGAGGAGGAGGAUGAGGAGGAUGACGACGACGAUGACGAAGAAGAAGAUGAUGGCCUUAGCGAAAGCAGCAGCGGCAGCGGCAGAGAUCACGAUAGCGAUGAAGACUUCAAGCCAGCGGUCAGGACUAAACGCAGGCGGCACUACUAA